Messenger RNA from Leptosia nina, 1308 nucleotides. The record is from the annotation of a GenBank genome assembly. NCBI's taxonomy places the organism in Eukaryota, Metazoa, Arthropoda, Insecta, Lepidoptera, Pieridae.
AUGCAUUCGGCCGAAAUGCAAAAAAGUGUAUCAGUGCAAGUAGAUAGUGAUUUCGCCCUUUUUCUACCUGGCGGUGUGUACGAAAUAAAAAAAAUGGAGCCUAGGUCGAAAUUACGAAAAGUGAUUUUAUUUUGUUUGUUACUUUCACUGUUCGGCAUGGUUGCCUUUGGAUACUUCUGUCCUGAUCAGGUUUGCGCGAUGUCUCCCCGUGAUAGGGUGGCCGAGUCACUCGCCCUCUCCUACGCGGAGGCGCCUGGCCGGCCACUUCCAGACGUCAUCGUGCAGCCGGGCCUCUCUUACGACGAAGUCCUGCACGAUGACUUCCGAUUCGAUCUCAACGCGCAUGACGUCAUGGUCUUCUUGCACAUACAGAAGACCGGCGGCACGUCUUUCGGACGCCAUCUUGUGAUGGAUCUUGAUUUGAAGCGGCCGUGUAACUGUCAACGAGCGAGAAAACGCUGCCAUUGUUUCCGACCGCACAGCAACGAAAUAUGGCUUUUCUCGAGGUACUCCACCGGCUGGAAGUGUGGUCUUCAUGCAGACUUCACGGAGCUCACAGCCUGCGUCGGAGGCGAGCUGGACCGGCACGAGGGCUCAGCUGUUCACAGGCGGUACUUUUACAUCACGUUACUCCGUGAGCCAGUAUCCAGAUAUUUAUCGGAGUACAGACACGUGAAGCGUGGAGCCACCUGGAAGGGCUCGCGGCACUGGUGUCAAGGACGGACAGCGACAGGGACCGAAGUCCCUUCGUGCUACUCGGGCGAUUCUUGGCGCGGAGUCACCCUAGAAGAAUUUACGGCCUGCCCGUGGAACCUGGCCAACAACCGACAGACGCGGAUGCUGGCCGAUUUGGCGCUGGUGGGCUGUUACAACGGCACCCUACGACAUCGGAACCCCGAUACCGAUAGGGUGCUCCUGGCGUCCGCUAAGCGAAACUUGGCUGCCAUGGCGUAUUUCGGCCUCACCGAAUUUCAAAAGAUCUCGCAGUACGUUUUCGAAGAGACGUUCAACCUACGCUUCGCCGUACCGUUCACGCAGCACAACGCGACAGUGUCAGGCGCCACUCUCGCCGCACUGUCGCCUGCGCAGGUCGCGCACAUCAAGCAGCUAAACUCCCUAGACCUGGAGCUGUACGAGUUCGCCAAGAACCUCAUGCUUAAAAGAUUCGAAGCGCUGAGAAAACGAGACAGCGAUUUCGAGUUUCGGUGGCGACAUCUGGGUGAAGUGGCGCCCCGUAGCGGCGUUACUGAGUUCGAUUGGGACUCGAAUCUCGAAGACGCGACGACAGAAAAAUAUAAAGGCAAAUAA